Molecule: messenger RNA, 834 nt
Organism: Camponotus floridanus (Florida carpenter ant)
Lineage: Eukaryota; Metazoa; Arthropoda; Insecta; Hymenoptera; Formicidae
Exons: 6
Coding region: 60-743 (227 amino acids)
Source: RefSeq, a predicted model, not a curated record
ACUCAAACAAUAACGAUAAUAAAGAAAAUCAGAUAGAUCAAACGGAUGAUAUAGGGGUUAUGAAUCGUAACAAUAAUAUAAACAAUACUGUAGAUCUUGAAACCUACCCAACGGAGGAUUUAGGUCCGCAAAAUAUUGCUGGAAACGCAUCUCCAAUUCCGAUAAGAAAUAACUUAUUCGCAGGAAACGUAAUCUUUGAAGAUUUUCCAUCAGAUAGCCAGAAUAUAAUUAAGAUUUUAGAGAACACGAUAGAGAUUAAAAACCUAUUAAGACAACAAAAUGAAUUUGUUGAGCAAUUAAAACAAAAAAACGACGAAUCAGUAAUAUUUGCAGCAGCAGGUGCAAGAUAUAAUAAUUUUUCGACUAUCCCUACAAAACCAUUUAAAAAGCACCGAAAAUUGCUGCAGUAUGACACUUCAUUGAAGAAUGAUGAAGAUGGAAAAAAACAACUGGAAACAUUUUUCUAUUUGCUUGGAGGAGACUCACCUCAGGAUCAAAUAAAACAUAGCUUGGAAAAAAUGUUUUCCAAUAAAUUGGCUAUGAAAUGUUCAUGGAAAGGCCAGAAAGGAAACUUUGCCAUAAAUUCACUUCUGCUAAUAGAUAUCAUAAAAAAGGCUGCUCGAAAGCAUUAUCCGAUGUUAACGGAUAGACAAUUUUUAAAUCAUGUUUCCGCCUGGUUUAAAUAUGCCAAAACACGUCAUGAUAGAGAGCAGGCAAAAGCACUUAGAAAUCAGAUCGGAUAAUUCAGUUUUAAAGAAAUGUACAUGAACUCAUAUAUGGCGUUCAGCCGAUCCUGCAAAUGCACUAAUAGUGCAAUAUUAAAAUAAUAAUAUU